Messenger RNA from Drosophila montana, 333 nucleotides. RefSeq lists its product as uncharacterized. NCBI's taxonomy places the organism in Eukaryota, Metazoa, Arthropoda, Insecta, Diptera, Drosophilidae. Bases 1 to 333 code for a protein of 110 amino acids. The record is from RefSeq and is a predicted model, not a curated record. The transcript has a single exon.
AUGGUGUUCGUUAAAAAUCGCUCCGGCACUUGUCGUGCCCUUUUGGAUUCCGGCUCUCAGCUUCACCUUAUAACGUCUCGCCUUGCUCAACAGCUUCAGUUAAAGAAGCACAAGACCUCAGCCAUUGAUGGGCGCCUGAAAAACUCUUCGCUGGAUUUCGAAGCUCGCCAUCCAAUAAUUCUUCCGCGGCAUCAUCCCAUCACAGAUUCACUCAUGACAAGGUUUCACAAUCAGGACUUACACGCGGGUCUACGGGCACUUCUGGCUCAUAUUCGGUUGCAGUAUUGGCCGAUUGGUGGAAGGAAGACCGUAUCCAAGGUGGCAAAUGUGUGA